GUCAUCUCCUCUGGCCACCUGCAUAUUCUCAGUGUGAAACAGAAAUCAUGUGUAGGGCAUGGCAUUAGUUAUCAAACUGCAGUGGAAGGGUAAGAUGGAUUUUUUUACUGUACUUGAAAAAGCGAAAAAAUUAAAAGUGAGGAAGGAGUUAAUCAUUGCAAAAUACACGGUCAUUUCCUGAGCCCUGUGGUUGGAUGAGUACAAACUUUCAACUAUUUCUAAUUCUUCUCUGUCAUUGAAGAGGCUUUCAAGGUGCACUGUACAUCCCAGACCAGAGGAAAUCUGAUCUGCUGCAGCACGGAAACAUCAGCGGUGACCACGGCGAGACAAAUUCCUUAGGGAGCUGCCUUCUAUGAAUAAGUUGAUCUAUGCAUCUUCCCAGCCAACUGGGAGUAUGAAAGCCAAGCAAAUUUUCAGGUAGCUUCUCAUCAGAAAAGCAAGAUGGGGUUGAAGAAGUGACAACAGUUUGGAUUUUAAGCCAAGUGUUCAUGAUAUGAUCCAGCUGGCUUACAGGAAUCAACAACCUCCUUGUGAAUAAUGGUUAAAAACGGAUCAUCCCAGCUGGAUGUUGAAACUCUGGCAAUGCUCCAGAAUAAAGCUAUCUCCAUUACCCUCCCAGUGGUGUAUACACUGGUGGCUACGAUCAGUAUCCCUGGCAACUUGUUCUCCCUUUGGGUGCUCUGCUGGCACAUCAAACCCAAAACACCUUCUGUUAUCUUCAUGAUCAACCUAAGCAUCACGGAUCUCAUGCUGGCCAGCUGCUUUCCCUUCCAAAUUUCUUAUCAUAUCCAAAGCAACCACUGGAGCUUUGGCAAGACUCUUUGCAGCCUCGUGACUGUGAUGUUCUACUCCAACAUGUAUUCUUCCAUACUGACCAUGACCUGUAUCAGCAUCGAGCGGUACAUGGGUGUGGUAUAUCCCAUGAAGUUGAUCAAGUGGAGAAGAAAAAGAUAUGCCCUGGCUGCCUGCCUAGGUAUGUGGAUUUUCUUGCUACUAGCUUUCUACCCAUUAGAAAGCACAGAUCUGACCUAUGAAGUGGAAGAACUGGGGAUUAUAACCUGUUUUGAUGUCCUCAAAUGGAAUAUGCUGCCCAACUUUGCAGCCUGGGUAGCUUUCCUCCUGACGCUGUUUGUUGUGCUCUUCCUGAUCCCUUUUGUUGUAACGGUUGUAUGCUACAUUGGCACCAUUCGGAAACUUAUUCAGACAUCGAACAGAUAUGGUAACAGGCAGAAGACUAGAUCCAUAUACCUGGCAGUGAUAGUCCUUCUGGUAUUCAUCACUUGCUUCGCCCCCAAUAACUUUAUUCUACUUGUGCAUAUGAUCGUCCGCCUGUUUUAUGACAGGAGUUUGUACCCUGCCUACAAGCUCACCUUGUGCCUCAGCUGCCUCAACAACUGCAUAGAUCCCUUCAUUUAUUAUUUUGCAUCCAAAGAAUUUUACCAGAAAUUCAUGCAAGUGUUUCGCUCUAAGGUACCGCUCAGUGACAGUCUGGAAAACAGAAGGGAAAGCGUAUUCUCUGGAAGGACCAUGUCAGCCAGGUCAAUGUCAAGCGGACCUAUGGAUGGGUUAGAAGGAGUAAAGGUCUAUUUGAAAAGGCAGGAAAGUGUUUUUUAGCCUUAGACAUCCCCCAGAAGAAAGGCACCUGUGAGAUCCAUGCGCAGACACAGAAAACAUUUCUUUCUGAAUGGCUACCCUCAGAAUACCUUGCUCCAGUGACAGUGGCAGAAUUCAAGCCAUACUCAUAUUGAGCAUCCUACUUCAGAAUUUUCUGGUGAGAAGUGGAAGCGUUAAAGGAACGGAGUUUACUCAAGAAGGCACUGAAGCAAACCCAACAUUGAUAAUUAGGGGUUGGCCUGGGAUUAGUCCUACUGCAUGAAACCAAGGGAUAAGUUUAGAACAAGGAUUACUUUCAGGGUGUAUGAUCUCAGUGUUUAAUCAAAGGCUUGUGAUUCACAUUGAAUGUGAAAUAUUACUGUAUAUGAAAUAGAGCAUACACUGAAGUUGGAUUUGGGGUAGGGGAAUUAUUUUUCUAAGCAAUGUGCUGGUUUUGUUCUUUUUGUGGUUUGUUUUUAAUUUUUUUUUUUUAAAUGUAUUGUUUUUUCUCUUGUAUUUCUAUAAAAAAGUGAGUAAAAAUAGCUUGUCGUCUUACCAUUAAUGCAUAAUUCAUAGCCACUGUGAAUUCACCACAACACUUACCCAACUGUUUAUCAGAACCAAACCACACUAACCUUUUCAAAGGUUAGGUUGCCUUAUUUAUUUCAAUUUUAUAUAACAAAAUAUACAAUGAAAAGAAAGCUAGAACUAACAGUGUUUGAGACUACUUCAGCUGCUGAGUGGAUUAUAUUUUAAUUUCUUGAAGUUAUUAAUUUCUCAGGACGGUGGGGAGCUGUUGAUUUAAGAAAACAUUUUCUCACAUUGACCUACUACAGUAAUAAUGCUGCUGCUCAUACGUGAUUGGUAUCAAGAAGUAAUUUUCACCAAUUCACUAUAGGCUAUACGCAGAAGCACCAUCCCCCUCAUCAGAGAAUGUAGCUCUAUACAGUGCAUGGACAGUGAGUUUAUUUUCCUUCCGGCGGUGGUGUGGAUUAUUAACCAGAUUUUCAUCUGGAUAUAUGAGAAUUCAACCACAGACUGGAGUGACUCUGUUCCAGCAGGAACCAGCUGAAAACCCGUCCCUAUGGCCAGAUGUCAGGAACAAACUUCUUUCCAGAGGGCAAACAGAGAGAGUUAAAAAUGAAAGCAAUGCUUGAGAAUGGGAGGGGUAUCAAAUACCCUGGAAAUAGGUUGAUUGUGCAGUCCUGUGUUUGGGGCUUCUCUCUGAAAUAUCCUCCUCCAGCUUGUUUGCAUAUCCUGUGUCUUGUUUGAACACUUCUCACAUCUCAACAACUGCCUGCGUGCUUGGAAAGACAACUGCUACAGAAUAUGUACCGGGGAGAGCCAAAGGCAAAGUUCUUCCUGCAUUUUCAGCUUUUUACCUGCUUCAGGCCCUCACUGACAGUGAAGAGCCGAAAAGCACCUGACAGAGCCAGACAACUUUCCCCUCACAAGUGAGACAAAGCUAUACGAUGUCCUUUUGCAGUGCUGCGGCUCCAUCCAAUGCUGAGUAGGAGGCUGUCUUCGACAUCGUGGAUAGUCGGUUCAGACAACACAUGCUAAGUCUGCCUCGAGCAUACCUAUACUGAUUUCUGAGCUCCUGAGCCUAAGUGAGAGACAACACCCAAGGUCCUUAAAAACUGCCUUUAUUCGUUGUCUAUGACACGAUUAAAACAUGGUUUUCCACCACUAAAUUGCUCCACAAUAAAGGCUGGAUAACCACAAAAUCAACAGUGAGAUAUUUAUAUGUCUUAUCUUUUGCUAAAGUAUUGUCAGUUCUUAGAGCAGGAUAAAUGUGAGUGUACCUAGUACCACUUUUCAAAAGCCAUCUGAAGUGUUUUGUGGCAUUUUCACAGUGUUAAUUUUAAUUGAUCUGCAUAUUUGCUGCCCACAAGACCAACCUUAGUGAUAUGUAAUCUGUCCAAACCUUCCCAUCAACUUGCCUGGAAGCUACCCCGCACCACUAGCCUGUGUGCUGGGUGCAGAUGUGUGGUGAGAUGAGCUUGCUACUUUAAAUCACCUUGCAUGUGCUGAAAGAGAGGAACCUACUGAAUAUGUUCCUCCGUGAGUCCGGGGCUCUGAGAUCCUGUGUCAGCUCUAGCACAUACUCCAAAAUGCCUGCUUGCUCCAGGACAUCCAAAGAAAGAACGACGGCUCUUCCUAAACGAUCACACAUCCUUCAGGCAGAAAUUCAGUCAGUUUACUUAUGUUUUGCAAACCUGUGUAUUAAUUUAUCAGUGCAUGGUUUCACCUUGCUCGUCAAGUCCCUUCACUGUCCACUUUCACAGAAUUCCAGCUUUCUCACUAACAAAAGUGUUUUCAGCAUUUUGCUGUGGCAGAAUAUUUUUGGAAGUUAUACUGAAAUCUCUCUCCUUUUUCUUUUUUUUUUUUUUUUUUAAACAUGGAAGUAUUUUUACAAUGAAAGCUAUUACUUCUCCUAGAUCUAACACAGAUUUUCACUGAUUUAUCUUGAAUCUGAUCCUCAAGAGCUUAGUGCCUCUUAAAAUGUGCUGUAGUGUGCCUGCACUGUAACUGACACCAAACAGAGCCAAAAGGGCAGAAACUUUGCACUUUGGACAUCAACUGCUAUAUUUCGAAAAAUAACGAAUUGCUUCUUUUGCAAGUGAGAAAAGAUGCUUACAACUGACUGGAAAUGUUCUUCUCUCUAGCUUCAUGCAACACUUUAUAGCCCUUCAUCCCUCCUCUGGCAUUUUCUAAAAAGGAACAGAAAGGAUAUCUCACUUAGGUUCCUCUUCAUUCCAUUUUAUUAACUAGCCUCUCGUUAGCUCAGAUUACGCAAAAUUCCCAUUUGGGUCAGUGGGAUUGUUCCUUGAGAAAGGAAUAUAAAAAUGAACCCGAAGACAGCAAUGUUUUGAGUUUGAUGGUGUAUACUGUGAAGUUCUGGAGGAAUUUUUUAGCAAAGAGAAGAAGAAAUGAUUUUUAAAAGUGGCCCAACAUGCUGUUCUUUGACACUGGAAACAUGUCCUUCUGCAGCAUUAUAAGGUAGCAAGACUUCUACACUCCUUGGUCAGUGGGUGUGAGUUGACAUACAUAUAUAUAUAUAUAUAUAUAUAUAUAAAAAAAAUAUAUGUACACAUACAUGUAGGUUGCCAUUUGAGAGGUUACUGAGAAGUUCGUAUCUAUAUUGCCUUUGAUUUGCGGAAUAUGGGUUCUGAGCAACAUGCUUACUUGAUUGCCUCUGUGGUUAAUGUAAUUUUACUGAAGACAUGAAUGUAUAGGCUUCUUUUUGGUUUUGUGUUCUGUUUUUUUGGGUUUGUUUUGUUUUGUUUUGUUUUGUUUUGUUUUUUUAAUUACUGUUUAGCAAUUUAAUCUAUGAAUGCGCUUGGUAUUUUUUUCUAUAUAUAAUAAUUAAAAAAAAAAAAAAAUAAAAAGGACAUGGUUGAAGAUUCUUUCCUUUAUUUGCUCCUGCCAUGUGUGAGAAAAUUCCAAGCUUAGAAGAGGGCAAGGAAACCAAGUUUUGAAAUAAAACAAAUCUGUUUUCCA
Molecule: messenger RNA, 5097 nt
Organism: Tyto alba (common barn owl)
Lineage: Eukaryota; Metazoa; Chordata; Aves; Strigiformes; Tytonidae
Gene: P2RY8
Product: P2Y receptor family member 8
Exons: 4
Coding region: 538-1614 (358 amino acids)
Biological process (GO): positive regulation of Rho protein signal transduction; blood coagulation; thrombin-activated receptor signaling pathway
Cellular component (GO): membrane
Molecular function (GO): thrombin-activated receptor activity; G protein-coupled purinergic nucleotide receptor activity
Source: RefSeq, a predicted model, not a curated record